GGUGGAUCUUGCCUCCUCUAUGUUCAUUUCAGCUCCACCGAACCUUAACUUAAGAGCUUCGGGACAUUUACAGUUGUUUGUACAGAUAUAUCACGUUCCAACCAACCACAGGAUCUUGAUAUUAGCGUAGGGGAAUCCUGAACAUGGCGUUAAACCGAAAAUAUGCUGCAUUGCCAGAUUUGGACUCUGCGCCUGACAUCUACGAGACCCCCGAGUUGACGGAUGAUAACUCCACUAUUCCGACUACCGCCGGUCGAUCGCAGUCAGACAAUGAGUUCGACGAUGACGAUGAUGACGAUGCUCCAGGGAUCUCCCACUCGAGACUCCGAAUAGAUCAAGCUCGAUCUAGAUUUAUGCCCUCGCAAGUUGACGCCCGAGACGUGGAUUUUUCAGAUCGACUAAAUGGGAAACGAAAAUCAUACAAAACCUCUAGUCGAAGACAACGAAUACUGGCAGAUGGUACUGAACAAAUUGGUGAUCUGAGCGAUGAGGAAGAAGGCGAAGAACUAGCAAGAAAGAUUGCGCGUCUGAAGCGCGAGAUUGAAGAAGCCAAAGAAGAGUAUGGUAAACAGAAAGCAGAGUCAAAGGGAUCCGGCUCAGAUCAGGAUGAAGAGCUUGUGUCACUUAGCCAGGCUUUGGAAGAGAUGUCAACUUUGCCAGAGAGGGACAUAGCCGUUCGGGACUACCAGAAAUCCAGCAAGCAAUCAAAGGAUGAGAACCAAGACUCGAUUCGGUCGGUGGAUGGGGCAACCUAUACUGUCACCUAUGCGCCAAACUACGAACAGAGCCAUGCUCUUGCCACAGCUGCCGAUUUUGAUCGACGACUUGUACUGCUCGAAAAGGCGAUUGGUAUUACCUCGUCAUCUAUGCCCGAGUUAGAGGGCAACGGCCUACCUCGAGCUAUCAUGCCUACGUUAGAUACGCUUCAGAACCAGAUCUUGACGUUGUCGGAAGCAUCUACGUCGUCUCUCGACAGCAUUAGUCGCCGAGUACGGACUCUGACCCAAGAGGCCGAGCAGCUAGAGAAGUCUAGAAAAGCUGCUAAGGCUGCACAAGACUCACUGGCGUCUGCAGGCGCCUCUCCGGUGGAAGUGGAUGAUUCGGAGCAUACAGCCAAGGUCAAUGCGCUCUACGGCACUUUACCAACUAUUGAAAGCUUAACACCUCUUCUACCUCCAUUAUUAGACCGGCUCCGCUCGUUAAGGGCUAUUCAUGCUGACGCGGCAACAGCAACUGAUACGCUAGAACGUAUCGAGAACUCGCAGAGUGAAAUGGCAGCUGACAUCAAGGAAUGGAGAGAAGCCUUGGAGAAGAUUGAAUCGUCUAUGGGUGAAAGAGGGACGGCCAUGACUACUAACAUGAAGGUGGUGGAAGGAUGGGUAAAAGACCUGGAGGCCAAGGUUGCUACGUUGUCGUAAUAGUGGAGGUACCACUUGGUGUUCUGUGACGUAUUAGUUCUGAUACCCUAUUGAAUCAAUGAUAAAUGUGAUAUUUAAGUAUUUUUGAAGACAA
Annulohypoxylon truncatum is the source of this 1512-nucleotide messenger RNA. RefSeq names its product Dynamitin-domain-containing protein. Lineage: Eukaryota; Fungi; Ascomycota; Sordariomycetes; Xylariales; Hypoxylaceae. Gene Ontology annotation, biological process: mitotic spindle organization. Gene Ontology annotation, cellular component: dynactin complex; cytoplasm. The transcript is spliced from 3 exons. Bases 144 to 1418 code for a protein of 424 amino acids. The record is from RefSeq and is a predicted model, not a curated record.